CUCCUGCAGUUUCCUCGUCAUAUCUUCCAUCGCUCCUCACUCUCGCCUCAUCCUACUGUUUCACAAUCUAUCCUUUUUCUUCCAAAUCCAAUUCCCAAUUUGGAACCCGGAAUGGCCUAACAUGCGACGCGUCGUCGUGACCGGGCUCGGCGCCAUCACUCCCCUCGGCGUGGGCGUCCGCCACACGUGGCAGCGCCUGCUGGCCUCCGAGUCCGGGCUCGUCAGCGUCGCUGACCGCGGCCGCAAUGCCCUCGAACAGGCCCAGUGGCGCGACCUCACCAGCACCGUGGCCGGCAUCGUACCCACCGACGACAAGCCAACAACAACAACAUUGUCAUCAUCAUCGCCAUUAUCCAAUGGAAGCGAUGACGACGGCAUCUGGCACCCCUCGGACUGGCUCGACGCCUCGGACCAGCGGCGCAUGUCGAUUUUUGCCCAGUACGCCGUCGCGGCCGCCGAGAUGGCGCUGCGCGAUGCCGGCUGGCGGCCCACGAGCCAUGCGGAGCAGGACAUGACGGGCGUGUGUCUGGGCAGCGGCAUCGGGAAUCUGGACGACUUUUAUGCCACCAGUGUGGCCUUUGACCGAGGGGGCUACAAAAAGGUCUCGCCGCUUUUCGUGCCCAAGAUCUUGAUUAACCUCGCCGCGGGCCACAUCGCCAUGCGCUACGGCCUCAGAGGGCCGAACCAUGCCGCCACCACUGCCUGCACCACGGGUGCGCAUUCCCUUGGCGACGCUGCCCGGUUUAUCGCCUACGGCGAUGCCGAUGUUAUGGUUGCUGGCGGCGCCGAGUCGUGCAUCCACCCGCUUACGUUUGCUGGAUUUGGUCGGUCCAGGUCGCUGUCCACGGCGUUCAAUCAAGAUCCGCCAGCCAGUUGCCGGCCGUUUGAUGCCGAUCGUGCCGGGUUCGUGGUUGCUGAAGGCGCCGCCGUUGCUGUGCUCGAGGAGCUGGAACACGCCAAGCGGAGGGGCGCGAGGAUUCUGGCUGAGCUCAAGGGGUAUGGCUGCAGCGGUGAUGCGCACCAUAUGACGGCGCCGAGGGAGGACGGUUUGGGAGCGCUCUCGGCCAUGAAGAAGGCGUUGAAGAAUGCCGGGGUGAAACCCGGGCAGGUGGACUACAUCAACGCUCAUGCCACCGGCACGCUGGUUGGGGAUAUUGCCGAGACGGCAGCCAUCCGUGCGCUGAUGACGGGCGAGGAAGGGGUGGACGACGAGUCCAAGGUCACAGUGAGCAGCACCAAGGGUGCCAUUGGGCAUCUCCUAGGGGCAGCCGGCGCCAUCGAAGCCGUCUUCUGCAUUCUUGCCAUUACCGAGAAUGUCGUCCCUCCGACGUUGAAUCUCCACAAGCCCGAUGUCGGCGCGGAUUUUAACUUUGUGCCGCUACACGCGCAGCAGAAAAAUGUCAAGGUGGCCAUGUCCAAUAGCUUUGGCUUUGGCGGGACCAAUGCUUCGCUCGUAUUUUCCAGGUUGGAGUAGAUCGCGACCAGACGAAUAGGGCUGUAUACAUAUAUAAUGUGUAUCAUAGUGUACUGAUGAAUGUACAAGUCCUUGUAUUGUACAAUACACUAUAGACACCGCAAGUGUCUAACGCAACAUGACAU
Molecule: messenger RNA, 1599 nt
Organism: Parathielavia appendiculata
Lineage: Eukaryota; Fungi; Ascomycota; Sordariomycetes; Sordariales; Chaetomiaceae
Product: 3-oxoacyl-synth
Exons: 3
Coding region: 122-1474 (450 amino acids)
Biological process (GO): fatty acid biosynthetic process
Cellular component (GO): mitochondrion
Molecular function (GO): 3-oxoacyl-[acyl-carrier-protein] synthase activity
Source: RefSeq, a predicted model, not a curated record